Messenger RNA from Ostertagia ostertagi, 267 nucleotides. Lineage: Eukaryota; Metazoa; Nematoda; Chromadorea; Rhabditida; Trichostrongylidae. The record is from the annotation of a GenBank genome assembly.
UUGAGCUGCGUACAAAAGGAUCAACUUGAGAAAGUGCUUCGAGAACAUCUCUUCGGAUAUAGGGCUAAAAGUAUAAGCGGAACAGUCACACAACUAAGUGAAAUGUCCAGUACGUGUCUCGUGGAAUUGCAACAUUUGCCAACCGACGAAAUUCGAAAAUUUCUUCUGAAUUUUGCAGGAGUUGGCCCGAAGAUAACUAAGAAGUACUACCUCCCGUCUUUGAAAGACUCGAACCCUGACAAACACUUUGAGUCGUCGCCUGAGUGA